UGUCAAGCUAGCCUGAACAGAUACUUUCAGACAUCUAAUUUCUUCACUUCAUUCCUGAGGCAGGACUGCGCCCACCCCUUGUGUAAGCAAUUUAAACCUGAUAGGAGAUCAUCUGCGGCACAUCUUUCUCAACUUUAGACCAAGGAAGACCAUCCGUCUGUCUCUGCAGUGGCACACAUUACACUACACAAUGCUUUUACGGUGAGCUGUUCAUUUGGGUUGCGUCACUGCAAUGAGUUUUCAUCUGGGAGAAUAAAUAACCAAUUUGCUGCGAGCGUCAGCGCAGUCACAUUCACCCUGUGUUUAAUUUAUUUGCUUUUAAGCCGCAGACAAGUACCUGAACGAAUGCGUAUAACAAUACAAUUUUUAUAAUAUGAACUUUUUGCCAAGUGGAAUAUGUUUUUUUCUGUCCGUGGCAAUUUGCUGGUUCACAUCAAGGGUCGACGCAUCGUGGUGGUACAUGGGCACUCUUGGAUCUCAAGUGAUGUGCGACAACAUCCCUGGCUUAAUUAACAAACAACGUCAGUUGUGCCGCCAGCAUCCCAAAGUGAUGCAGGCUAUAGGCGCUGGGAUUAAGAACUGGAUUGGGGAAUGUCAACACCAGUUUAGAAACCACCGCUGGAAUUGCAAUACCAUGGCGCGCGAGCACAAUCUUUUUGGAAGGCUUUUGCAUCGAAGCAGUCGCGAGGCCGCCUUUGUCUAUGCUAUCUCCUCCGCAGGUAUGGUCCACACCCUGACCAGGGCGUGCAGUCAGGGCGAACUAGACUCCUGCUCCUGUGACCCUGGAAAAAAGGGCUCCUCUCAUGAUGCCAAGGGAUCUUUCGACUGGGGUGGGUGCAGUGAUCACGUCGACCAUGCUAUCAAGUUCUCUCAGGCCUUCAUCGACGCCAAAGAGAGGAAGGAGAGAGAUGCACGGGCUCUCAUGAACUUGCACAACAACCGUGCAGGGAGAAAGGCAGUGAAGCGCUUUAUGAACCUAGAAUGUAAAUGUCACGGCGUCAGCGGCUCGUGCAACGUACGUACCUGCUGGUCAGCCAUGGCUGACUUCAGACAGACCGGUGACUAUCUCCGCAAGAAGUACAGCAGUGCCAUCCAGGUGGUGAUGAACCAGUAUGGAACAGGCUUUACUAGUGCCUACAGAACCUUUAAGAGGCCUACCAAAAAUGACCUUGUCUACUUUGAAGAUUCGCCUGAUUACUGUAUAGGGGACCAUGAGGCGGGUUCUGUGGGCACAGAUGGGCGAGUAUGCAAUCGUACCUCCCGUGGGGCUGACAGCUGUGAGGUUAUGUGUUGUGGGCGGGGCUAUGACACAUCACGCGUAAGUCGCACCGUGAAGUGUGAGUGUAAGUUCCAUUGGUGUUGCGCUGUCCGCUGCAGAGACUGCCAUGAGGAGGUAGACGUGCAUACCUGCAAAUCCCAGUCCACCACAUGACCCGACCAUGCCCGCACUUCAGACCAACGUCAACAUGAAGCCUUACAUGACAAGUUAGGUAAAUGUAGACCAGGCGUUGCAGCAUGUCAUUAAACUGACCAACAAAUAAACAACUAUACAGUUUUAUAACACGGCUGAUUUUGAAGUCUUGAUUAGAUGUAUCAGGCAUCAUGUGUUUUAUCACCAUUACUUACUGUAUUAUUUUUUUCUACCAUAACACAAAUAUUUAUUACUGCUUUGUUGUAUAAGAAUGUUUAUCUUAAAUGUGUUUCACAUUUUAAAAUGUAAAUACAGACUCUAUGUAAUUUAAAAUAAAGUUUACAUGU
Messenger RNA from Paramisgurnus dabryanus, 1758 nucleotides. The record is from RefSeq and is a predicted model, not a curated record. Lineage: Eukaryota; Metazoa; Chordata; Actinopteri; Cypriniformes; Cobitidae.